Molecule: messenger RNA, 895 nt
Organism: Anopheles stephensi (Asian malaria mosquito)
Lineage: Eukaryota; Metazoa; Arthropoda; Insecta; Diptera; Culicidae
Product: histone H2B
Exons: 1
Coding region: 112-486 (124 amino acids)
Cellular component (GO): nucleosome
Molecular function (GO): structural constituent of chromatin; protein heterodimerization activity; DNA binding
Source: RefSeq, a predicted model, not a curated record
UGAGUUCAUUGACGAAAUUUUUUCUCAACUGUGCAGUACGCUCAACACGUCCACGGAAAAGUUUUUCUUGCAAAGUGAAGUAGCAAAACAAUCAGCGUGAAGUUUAGUAAAAUGGCCCCGAAAACCAGUGGAAAGGCAGCGAAAAAGUCCGGAAAGGCGCAGAAGAACAUUUCCAAGUCGGACAAGAAGAAGAAGCGCAAGACCCGCAAGGAAAGCUACGCCAUUUACAUCUACAAAGUGCUGAAGCAGGUCCAUCCCGACACCGGCAUUUCGUCGAAGGCCAUGAGCAUCAUGAACAGCUUUGUGAACGAUAUCUUCGAGCGGAUUGCGGCGGAAGCGUCCCGGCUGGCACACUACAACAAACGCUCCACGAUCACGUCCCGCGAGAUCCAGACGGCGGUCCGGCUGCUGUUGCCGGGUGAGCUGGCCAAGCACGCCGUGUCCGAGGGUACCAAGGCCGUGACGAAGUACACCAGCUCCAAGUAAACACAGCUACGAGUGACGAACGGACAGGAGGAAAGAGAGUAUGAACGGCGGUUGUGUCCGAUGGACGGAGAAGGAUGGAGCCUCUUUCGAGCCGCGUUCCGGACGACCGGUGAACCAGCAGGGAAAUCCUUGUGACCUGCCGGCAUUAAGGAAGGAUGGAGCAGUGCAGUGACGACUGGAAGAGAGGUCCGUUUGGCCGCCACCGUGUCGCCCUCUGGAGCUCCGGACACCUCUCAUCAUCAUCAAUAUACACGUACACACUAUUAGCCGUUAAGAGUUUCUAUUUAGAGAUGUAAGUUAUCGCUCGAAAUUAUUUUAACCAAACUAAUGUAACGGCGGCUGCGUAGCCGGAAUAUGCUGGAAGGAAUAAAAAGUGAAAUCACUGAAUGUAAAUACUCGGUAAAACAUA